Pelmatolapia mariae (spotted tilapia) is the source of this 4251-nucleotide messenger RNA. It is a transcript of the gene zdhhc3b, whose product is annotated as zinc finger DHHC-type palmitoyltransferase 3b. Gene Ontology annotation, molecular function: palmitoyltransferase activity. The coding region runs from base 396 to 1292 and encodes 298 amino acids. The transcript is spliced from 7 exons. The record is from RefSeq and is a predicted model, not a curated record. NCBI's taxonomy places the organism in Eukaryota, Metazoa, Chordata, Actinopteri, Cichliformes, Cichlidae.
AGAGGGUGUCUGACUUCCUGGUUGGAUCUGCAUUUUGUUGUCCUGCUGCCCGCAGAGCUUUCUGGAUCUGACGGGAGGAGCGGCAGUUCGACAGCACCUUGUUUCAGGUCACGUUUAGCUGACUGUUAGCGAGGAUAAUUAACACUUCUUUGAAAACGAGACAGCAACGAGAGCGGGAGCCGAGUCGCUGGGGCCGUGGAGGGCAACUGUCCGAAGAUCGGUGAGGUUAGCUGGGAUUGAGCUAACGGACGCAGCGGAGGGGCAGACAGGCGUGUGUGGAUAGUUUGGGGUGUCUGAACUCUACAAGCCUCUAAACUACACGAAGAGUUCAAGAAGCGUCCGUCGAGAAAGGCAAGAGAGUGCGAGUAUGUGGUUGGAGCCACAGGCGCUGUAGGAUGAAGAGCCCGGCGCACCGCACCAGGGACAUUGAGCGCCAAGCUGGCUACCUGAAGCGCGAGCACUGCACCCCUCCUCCACCGCGCACCGGCUCCGACACCAUGUGGUUCAUCCGCGACAGCUGCGGCAUCGUGUGUGGCAUCAUCACCUGGCUCCUGGUCUUCUACGCCGAGUUUGUGGUGGUGUUCGUCAUGCUGCUGCCUGCCAAGAACGUGGCCUAUAGCCUCUUCAACGGGGUGCUGUUCAACGGCCUCGCCUUCCUCGCCCUUGCUUCCCAUGCCAAGGCGAUGUGCACAGACCCGGGUGCUGUGCCUAAAGGAAACGCAACCAAAGAGUUCAUUGAAAGUUUGCAGCUCAAACCAGGACAGGUGGUGUACAAAUGCCCCAAGUGCUGCAGCAUCAAGCCAGACAGAGCUCACCACUGCAGUGUGUGCAAACGCUGCAUCAAAAAGAUGGACCAUCACUGCCCCUGGGUGAAUAACUGUGUCGGAGAAAACAACCAGAAAUACUUUGUCCUCUUCACAAUGUACAUUGCACUAAUAUCCUUCCAUGCGUUAUUCAUGGCGGCCUUCCAUUUCGUUUUCUGCUUUGAAGAAGACUGGGCGAAGUGCAGCAGCUUCUCUCCACCAGCAACUGUCAUCCUCCUCAUCCUCCUCUGCUUUGAAGGUCUCCUCUUUCUGAUCUUCACUGCAGUCAUGUUUGGGACUCAGGUCCACUCCAUCUGCACUGAUGAAACGGGUAUCGAGCAACUGAAGAAGGAGGAGAGGAGAUGGGCCAAAAAGUCUAAAUGGAUGAACAUGAAGGUGGUGUUUGGCCACCCAUUCUCUAUAGCCUGGCUGAGCCCCUUUGCAACACCUGACCAUGGAAAGGCAGAUGUGUAUCAGUAUAUAGUGUGAAAGCUGGAUUCUAAGUGUCUGCGGACAUAGACUGAUCACUCUUGCCUGGAGCACAAACUUCUCGUAACCACUUCUAAAUUUUCUUUCUUCUAGGAACUAUUGAUAUUUCAGGGUGUUUUGUUGUAAAAUGUGUUUUUCCUUUUUAAAUUUUGCCGUUGCCCUUCCCCCGUUUUGGUGCUGACUGAGAUUAACGAGGUGUAGCUGCACGAUACAGCGCUCUUAAGCUACGCAGCAGCAUCUUGACAAGAAGCAUCUAAUGAGACUCUGGCAAAACACAACAAGAGAUUAAGUUUUGCCUUCGCUGGAGUAAAUAUGCCUGCAGUAUCUUCAAUCAUCUCCUACUUCUAAGACUACACAAUGUGAACUCAAGUCCUGAAUGUUUCUACUCAAAGCAGCGCAGCAUGGUUGCCACAAUGAACACCUGGUUUUGUCUUCCUGUAAAAAAUGAUCCUUUUUCCUUCAUUUGCUUUAUUAAUGUAGUCGCGGUAGUCUUUUGCUGAAUGCUGCGGAUGAUUUGCCUUAGAACAGAGCAUUAGUGAGCAGUGGAAUCUGCUUUUUGUAAAGCUAUUUCUAUUUAUUUGCCUUAAUUUGACAGUUCAGGCUCACACUUGUUAAUGCUACUUGUUUCUUUUUGCUGCCAGAGAAAAGUAGGUUUGUCCAUUUCAUUUUUCUUUUUUUUGCAUUACUGCAAUCAAAAGACAAAUGUAACGCCAAACUUUUCUGGCAAGAAAUCACAUUUUGGAAAAGUUUUAAGUGUUUUUCAAGAGGACUCUGAAAAUGGAGAACAGCAAUAACCUCACGGUGGCUUGUUAAAGUUAUAACCCUUAAGAUUUUUGUGCUACUUCAUCAGUUUAUAUUGCACUAAACACUCGCUGAGCCACUACAGAGGAGCAGUGUUUGUAUCUGCCCACAGAGCAUCCAGGUAAAACAAGGUUUCUUUUCAAGUAACCUGAGUCUUGCAGCGCCUAUCUUCUUAUGAUUUUUUUAUUUAAAACCAAUCUAGUGUCACAACAUCUAGAAAAAGUCUGAAUUGUCCCUAUCUUGAUCGGGUCGUGAAGAUUAUCGGCUAGAUCAUAAAAUGCUAAGCCAAAGGCAAUUUGAAGAUUAAACUCUGACAAUCACUUUGCGUUAGCUUCACAAUAGAACUUCCUUUGUGUUUGGCCAGCAGAGCAUGUAAGAAAUGUUGCAUUAGAUGCAUCUUAAACAGCAGGUACAGAUGCUAGCACUGGGACAGUGGGGAUAAAUAAGCACUGACUGAAUUAAGCACUUCAACUUGCUUAUGCUGGCAGUUUAAAUUGUGCAUGAUUAACAAAAAAUUUAUAAUCAGCAGCUCUGCCGUAAAUAUUACCUUAACUUUUCAAGCCUUUUAUUUUUUUAUGACCUUCAUAGAAAUCAUCAAUAUGUGUCUUACAGAGAUGAGAUUUAAAGGAGGAAUAUUGGGAAAUUUAUUUUUUUAAUACUUUUUUUCCCCCUUUCUUUGAACAAGUAAUGAAUGCUGAAUGUUUAAACUAAACAUUCAGAUCACCUUCUAAUAUUGUGAAAGUCCUCCUCGUGCUGCCAAAAAUGCUCAGACCCACUGAGGAAUUAACACAUGACCUUUAAGGUGGAUCUUGUGGCGUCUGGCAGGACAGCAUUUGGGUCCUGUGGGUUUCAGGGUGUGGCCUCCAUGGAUUGGGCUUGUUCCAGUCACACAUGAUUGGAUGCUUGAUCCACUUCUUAUCUGGGGAGCUUGGACUCCAGGUCAAUGCUUUUGUUGUGUUCAUCAAGCUGUUCCUGGAUGGUUUUUACAGAGGGGUCGGACACGUUGGCAUGUUUGUGGAGGCUGUUUUGCUGUAAUAUUUAAGUGGGUGGUACAUGGGAAAGUAACAGCCAUGUGAAUGCCAAUCUUCCCGGGUGCCCAGCAGAUCAUCUCACUUUAAUAAGAUGAGCAAUGCUAAUUACUUAUUCUCUCAGUGAUUUUAAUGUUGUGACUGAUUGGAUUAUAAUUGAAUAGCUGUGUAGAAUUUUAUGGCAGAGCUGUGUUUAAUUACAUUAGACUUCCUAAUAAGGUGGCCAUGUAGAAAAGCAGUUAGAGAACGUAAAUAAACUGGAUGUCAAAAUGUUGUCCAAAAAUGCUAAAAGUGUAAAAACCAAAAGAGUUCGAUUUCCUGAAAAGCUUAAGGGUUAUAACUUUCAAGUCUGAUACUAGGCAGGUAAAAGUGUAAGAUACUUACAGUGACUUCCUGGUCGAAUUUAAAACUGAAGUUAAACCAGCAUCCUUUUGAACUUUUCGUUUCAUUUGCUUUGUAACAAUCACCAGCUGAGACAGAAAGUCAGGGAAUCAAGCAAAACACGUUGCUCUGUGUGUGUUGACACUAAGUGUAUUUUACUUGCUCUCAGUUGAUGGAAUUUGCUUGUUGUCUGGUUUGUCACAGAUUUUCAUUGUAAUUAUGUUUUUUGGGGGCGGGAGCUCAGAGAAAAUGUUCACUCAGGCUGGAAGUGUGUAACUGUCACAACUGUAGAUUUUAAUGGAACACAGGAAAAUCUGAUGCAGAUAAGAAAUGGGCAUCUUCAAAGCAUUUAACACUUAAAUGCCUUUGCCAGAACGUGUUAUUAAAAGCCUUACUCGAGUUGAAAACAAAAAAAACAUGAUUUAGAGGAUGAUGAAAAGAUAUUAUAAAUAUAUGCGUUGCCAAAUUGAAGACUAAAGGAGGGGAGGCAAGGAUGUAACCAUUAAAACAGCUGUCAGAAAUUAGAUUUUCUUAGGUUUUUAAAUGUUUUAACCAUUAUGUGGACAUGGAACAGGUUUACACAUACAGCACACCAGCUUUUUUUUUCUUCCUCUCUAAAAUGUUCUGUGGUCGGUAUGCAAACUUAUUUGUCUUAUUUACUGUGGGCCACGUGAUUUUUAUUUUGUUUUUCUGACCAUUGUAUUUGUUUCAAGGGAUAUGAAAUAAAAUGUAUGACUAUGGAUAUUUUA